AUUUAAAAUCAAUUCUCAGCUGCCUUCAUCUCACAACAAGCAUGGGUACUGCAACUCCAACGGCUCUGUGUCUAUGUCUAUGGCUUCUUCUCAUAUUAUCUCCGGCGUUUCCCUCUGUUAGCGCCGUCACUGAAUUCUCCUUAGUUGUUUCCGGGCCUACGACUCUGCAGCUAUCUCCAACCCUGGUAGUAGAAAAAUCUCCAGGUCUCAAGCCUGGAGCUAAAGUAAAAUGCGAGAGAGUUCUAAUUCAUGGUUUGCCAAGGAUUAAACACAUGAGCAAGUUUGCUAAUUCCAUGAAGGUUAAAGUUUCAUGUGAAAACCAAAGUGGUUAUGCUGCAAAAAUCGAGAUCUGUUUCCACAGGAAUGUAUCUCUUGCGGUAGGGAUGUGCCCUGAAGACCAGUGGGAACGGCUUAAUAAGGGAUUAUGGAUUAAGUCGAUGUCUCCUUUUGAUCACAAAAUCUUGGAUGUAAGAACUGUGGCAUCUUAUUCAGAAAAUCUCGAGGUGUCUAUCGAUGAAGAAUUUUUUGCGUACCGGGUAUUGUUCCUUGUUUUGGGAACAGCUUUGAUGUGUGUGGCGUCGUGGCUCAGCAAAUCCUUAGUUUUCUACUACAGUGGUGCUAUGAUUAUAGGGAUUUUCCUUGUGAUCUUAAUGGUCCUUUUCCAGGGGAUGAAGCUUCUUCCAACUGGUCGGAAGAGUUCACUUGCAAUAUUUCUGUACUCGUGCUUUGUUGGUUUGGGAUCUUUUCUACUUCGCUAUUUGCCAGGAUUGUUGCGAUCACUUUUGGUAGAGAUCGGGCUUUCUGAAGACAUGUACAAUCCUCUGGCUAUAUUUCUAUUGGUUUCCCUUGCAAUUACCGGAGCUUGGCUGGGUUUUUGGGUCGUACGCAAACUCGUUCUCACAGAGGAUGGCUCUAUUGAUAUUGGUGUAUCUCAUUUCGUCACUUGGUCAAUUCGAAUUGUUGCCUGUGUCAUGAUCCUUCAGAGUUCCGUAGAUCCAUUGUUGGCAGCAGAGGCAUUGUUAGGUGGAAUUGUCGUUUCUUCAGUGCUGAGGAGAUUUGCCCAUCGAAAGGUCAUUCGUCGCGUCUACAAGAAUUUGCGUGGGCUCAAUCUCGGAGAAGCUCUGGAUUCCUAUACGUCGCCAGUCUCCAAAAUGUCUGCCUCCAGGCCUUCCACUAGAGCUCCAUACAGUCCAGUUCGAGGUUCAUUGAGUAAAUCGCCUACAAGAUUGUCGGAUUCAAAUGCUUUCUAUUCAACCUUCCACGAAACUCCCGAUCGAAGAAAAUUUACUAAGGGUGAAUGGGAAUCAUUCACUAAAGACUCCACACGGAAAGCUCUAGAAGAGCUUGUUUCUUCACCGGAUUUUAGCAGGUGGGCCGUUUCACAUGCAGAUAGGAUUACCUUGGCUCCGAAGAAAGAAACUUCCGAUAGGCAGACGAGAUGGUUCCGAUGGUUUUAAGGUUCUUUUGUAUGUGUGUGUUCUGAUUAAGCUGACCAGUUGACCUAAAUCACUUGUUACAAACAUUUACUAGCUAAAUUGACUGAUCAAUGCAUAUCUGAAUGUGUUUGGUGAAUUUCUGCUAAAGCAUUCUGUUGAUAUUAGACGUUUGUAAGCUU
This is a messenger RNA of Erythranthe guttata (spotted monkey flower), 1615 nucleotides long. RefSeq names its product transmembrane protein (DUF2215). The record is from RefSeq and is a predicted model, not a curated record. NCBI's taxonomy places the organism in Eukaryota, Viridiplantae, Streptophyta, Magnoliopsida, Lamiales, Phrymaceae.